This is a messenger RNA of Penicillium subrubescens, 1719 nucleotides long. RefSeq lists its product as uncharacterized. The transcript is spliced from 5 exons. The record is from RefSeq and is a predicted model, not a curated record. Bases 1 to 1719 code for a protein of 572 amino acids. NCBI's taxonomy places the organism in Eukaryota, Fungi, Ascomycota, Eurotiomycetes, Eurotiales, Aspergillaceae.
AUGGGGUCGGAACUCGGGGUUGACCCAAACUCCAAGGAGGAGCUCAAUUUGUCUCCUGUCAGCAUCUGGUGGGUAUGCUGGACUGGGAUAUGGACCGCUGUCGUUGCGCUGGGCAUGGCCUAUCUCAUCUUUCAUCGAAAUUCGACCCCUCUACGACUUCGAGGCAUCGGGCUUUCGCUAUCUGCCGUCGUUCUCCUUCACUUAUACUGGAUUACUGUUCAGCUAGGAUUGUUGGUCGGCUCAACGAUCCCAGGAAACGCCGAAUUCUGGAUUAUGGGCACUCUGUUGCCGUGUGGCAUUGCCUUGUUCCAUGCCUCCAAUAGUCGCUUCAUCCAUGUCGCGAAUCUUCAGAAGAGAUAUACUCGGCCUAACAGCCGUCUAGUCGGAUUACCUUAUGGCAACACUGCUUUUGAACCCAAGGGCAGCAGGGGCCUAAUCGAUCGCUUCCGCCGUCUUGACUAUACUGCCAAGAGUCUCAUCACUGUGGGCUUUGCAAUGCUCUUUCAAAUAUUUCUUACUGCCCUGAUGUAUAUCGUCUCUCGGAAAUGGCAUAGUUCCUGGGGUAUCCCCGGCACUGAGGUUCACGGGACUGCCCUGGAGCAGAAAGCCGAGAUGGGUCGAGGCUGGGAGUGGUGGCCUGGGGUAUUUUGGCAGUUCUUCUGGUCUUGGAUCGUUGCCCCGGUUGUUCUUUGGAAGUCUCGCGAUAUCCAUGAUACUCAGGGCUGGCGAGUUCAAACAAUUGGCUGUGCGGCUGCGAGUCUCCACGCUACUCCACUUUGGCUCAUUGCUCUCUAUGUUCCCGCUAUGGAGGCAGUCAACAAGUACUGGCUACCUCCCCAGUGGAUCUGCCUAUCGAUUAUUUUCAUCCAGAUAUUUACGGUACUACUACCUUGUUGGGAGGUAUUCCGAUACCAGUCCCUUCGACAAGAGACCCUCGAUUUGAUUGCGGAUUGGGAGUCGAAACAAAAGGAUGGCCCUGAUAUCAAGUCUCUGAAAUCAGCCACUGCAACCGUCGAGUCUAUGAUGUCAGGUUCAGUCAAGACAGACAGUUCCGAUGAAAGCGUGAUGACAAUGCCCGCUCUUGAAUACGUCCUCGACCGUGAUCCUGCCUCCCUCCAGAACUUCUCAGCACUGCACGACUUUUCUGGAGAAAACAUCGCCUUCCUCACGAGCGUAGCCCAAUGGAAAGGCUCCUUACAGGAUCCCUCUGAUCUUGACGAUGAAGAGGAUAUCAAAGAGAUGCUACAGGAGCGGUUCAAUAGCGCUUUAUCUAUUUACGUCGAGUUUGUCAGCGCUCACGCCGAAUUCCCGAUCAACCUUUGUUUCCAAGACCUCGCAAAACUUGAGAAUGUCUUCGAGGUACCUGCUCGUAUCAUCUACGGCGACGAGCCCGAGCUGAACCAGAUUGCCCCCUUCGAUAUGCCAAGUUUUUCCAGGCUACCUUCAGCCAUGUCCUCCCACGGAUCUGAGAAGGAAAUCCGGGUAACAGCAUCUGUGCUCCGAGACCGUGUGUGGUAUUGGGGUGAAGUUCCCGAGGAUUUCGUCUCCUGUGGACUCGGUGCGAAUGUCUUUGAUGAUGCUGUGAAGGCAGUCAAGUAUCUCGUCCUCACCAACACGUGGCCAAGAUUCGUGAGAAGUCGAAGCACCACCUGUCGGUUACCGUUUACUACUGGAUGCGGCUUUGAUGUUGAGCUUGCACGAGCGCAGCAAGUGAGGUGA